UGGGCAAAUCAAAAAAAGAAAAAUAGAAAUGUUUCGCUCUCUGUCUCUACCCUCCCUUUUAUUCCUUUCCCCCCCCCCUAUUUCUUAUUUCCUCAUAAGUAUCAAUGAGCACAUCCACAAGCACCAUUACACGAUCGACGCCGUUUUAUUUUGGUGGUGUGUCGUCAUGCAUAGCGGCCAUUACGGUCCAUCCACUCGACUUGACCAAAGUACGACUGCAGACAAUGACAGGCAAUGACAAGGUCGGCAUGUUGAAAACCAUGCUGUCCAUUGUUCGGAACGAAGGUCCUUUACGUUUAUACGCUGGUCUGUCGGCCAGUAUAUUUCGACAGGCUACGUAUGCAACCGUGCGACUUGGCGUAUAUGAAAAACUUAAACAGCACAUGCUGACAAAGACUGAGAAACCAAAAGUAUGGCAAUUGCUUUUGUGCUCGACUACUGCUGGUGCUUUAGGUGGGGCAUGCGGUACACCGGGUGAUAUUGUUAAUGUUCGUAUGCAGAACGACGGCCAAUUGCCUUUAGUUCAAAGACGCAAUUACAAAAACGCCGUGGAUGGGCUUCUCCGGAUCAGUCGCGAGGAGGGUGUGUCAUCAUUAUUUCGAGGCCUAGGUCCCAAUGUGAGCCGGGCUAUUCUUGUCACAUCGGCUCAAUGCGUAUCUUACGAUUUGUUUAAGGAUCUUUUGGCUCGACACUCGCCAAUGAAGGAUGGAAUGUCGCUGCAUUUUACCGCUAGCGUACUGGCUGGUCUAGCAGCAACGACAGCAUGCUCACCAGCAGAUGUCGUCAAGACACGCAUCAUGUCGACUAGUGCCAAGGACGGCAAAGUAUCGUCGCUUUCGGUUGUGGCACAAAUGUACAGGACUGAAGGAUUAAGGUCUUUUUUCAAAGGUUGGACACCGGCCUUUAUACGGUUGGGACCACAGACCAUUAUUACCUUUGUUGUCCUAGAGCAGUUGAAAACUUGGUAUCAGUCAUUCCAUCACGAUAGACCGCUAGUUGCUGCAAAGAUUUAAACUACGCUAUUUAUAACAGCAGCAGCAAGCCUACUAUAUACACCAGUAUAAACCCCACUUUUUCCAAUGUUCCUCGUUAUUUACGCUUUACUAUUACUACUUCUACUAUUACUACUGCUAUUUCUGUACAUAGGUCUCUGUCGCCUGAUUAAUACAUGUCUUUUUCC
Zychaea mexicana is the source of this 1180-nucleotide messenger RNA. RefSeq names its product mitochondrial carrier domain-containing protein. Gene Ontology annotation, molecular function: succinate transmembrane transporter activity; malate transmembrane transporter activity; oxaloacetate transmembrane transporter activity. The record is from RefSeq and is a predicted model, not a curated record. Gene Ontology annotation, biological process: phosphate ion transmembrane transport; thiosulfate transport; succinate transmembrane transport. The transcript is spliced from 4 exons. Bases 105 to 1013 code for a protein of 302 amino acids. Lineage: Eukaryota; Fungi; Mucoromycota; Mucoromycetes; Mucorales; Lichtheimiaceae. Gene Ontology annotation, cellular component: mitochondrial membrane.